AUGAAAUCGGUCAUUUCAUUCACUCUUCCAAUGCCAAGAACUUUUAUUUUUUCGUUUCUCGUAUUUUAUCUAUUUUCAUCAACAUUUUUGUUCUCAACAAGUUUGGCUAUCAAAUGCCGAAUAUAUCACGAUUUUUAUCAAGAUGGACAACAUAUAACAAUGGUUCCGGAUACAUGUUAUUCAGGUGCCGAUUAUUGUGUUCUUGCUAUAUAUCGGGAUCCAGAUCCAGUGAAGAAAAAUGGAUUUUCAGUUGGCUGUGAUGUGGUUGAUUGUAAAACUGUCAAUGAUCCGGCGUAUAGUGGAUGGAAAAAACGAAAAGAUGGAAUGAUUUGUCGAAAAAGUCGUGAUUAUGGGAAAUUUGGCGAACUUUGUUGUUGUGACACACCAAUGUGCAAUAAUCCAAGCCAGGCAAUUCAAUUUAUCAUUGUAUUCGUCUUUGUGUUUUUCAAUAUUCUAUUACUCUAA
Molecule: messenger RNA, 465 nt
Organism: Caenorhabditis angaria
Lineage: Eukaryota; Metazoa; Nematoda; Chromadorea; Rhabditida; Rhabditidae
Source: the annotation of a GenBank genome assembly